This is a messenger RNA of Callorhinchus milii (elephant shark), 1191 nucleotides long. It is a transcript of the gene uprt, whose product is annotated as uracil phosphoribosyltransferase (FUR1) homolog (S. cerevisiae). The transcript is spliced from 7 exons. Bases 1 to 753 code for a protein of 250 amino acids. Lineage: Eukaryota; Metazoa; Chordata; Chondrichthyes; Chimaeriformes; Callorhinchidae. The record is from RefSeq and is a predicted model, not a curated record.
AUGCCCUGCCACAACGCCACCCCCACCCCACAGCAGCAGCUGAGCCGCCCCGAGCAGAGCAGCCCCCCCCCGCCCAAACAGGUCAGGUUCGCCCCCCCCAGCCCCAGCCCCAGCCCCAGCCCGGAGGGGACUCCCCAGCCCGGACCCCAACUCAAGCUCCUGCCCAUGAACGAUCAGAUCAGGGAGCUUCAGACCAUCAUCAGGGACAAGACCACCAGCAGAGGGGACUUCGUCUUCUGUGCUGACCGCCUGAUCAGACUGGUCGUCGAAGAGGGCCUCAAUCAGUUGCCGUACUCGGAGUGCACAGUCACAACCCCUACAGGCCACAAAUAUGACGGGGUGAAGUUCGAGAAGGGAAACUGUGGUGUGAGCAUAAUGAGGAGUGGCGAAGCAAUGGAACAGGGUCUGAGAGAUUGUUGUAGGUCAAUCCGCAUUGGAAAAAUCCUAAUACAGAGUGACGAGGAGACCCAGAGAGCCAAGGUGUACUACGCAAAGUUCCCGCCCGACAUAUACCGCAGAAAGGUCCUUCUGAUGUACCCCAUACUGAGUACUGGUAACACAGUCAUCGAGGCAGUAAAGGUCCUCAUUGAACAUAGAGUGCAACCCAACCACAUAAUCCUCCUCAGUCUUUUCUGCACACCGCACGGCGCCAAGUCCAUUAUUGACGAAUUCCCCGAGAUCACAAUUCUAGCGACCGAGGUCCACCCAGUGGCACCCACGCACUUCGGCCAGAAGUAUUUCGGCACAGACUGAGACCAGGGAUGAUCCAGUGCAGUUUUUACCCGGGACAAAGACUGCAGCGACACCCAUUCGUAACAAGCAUGUUUCUUUUGUGGAGGGAGGGUGGAGGUUGGGGAAACAAGUUUUUUUUAAGUGUUUAAACUGAUCUUACCUUAUGCGUGACUGGGGGCAUCCGAUGUGAACUUAUUACCUCCCUCCCUCCCGCCUUCCCUCCCUGCCGCCCUCCUUCCCUCCGUACUUUUGGGGAUUUUUUAAUAUAUGAUAUAUAUAUUUAAUAGCCCCAAAAAGCCUGCUUUGAAAAGCACAUUCCAAUUCGAUCAGAAUAAUUCACGCUGUGCUUGCUUUGAAUCUUUGUGGCGUUUAUUCUCUUCCAUCUAUUUAUUUGUUUGCAAAUCGAGGCGGUGCCCAUUCGCAUUUUAAAAAUCAAUAAAAAUAAAUUAUUUUAAAAAA